ACAGAACAUUAUACAAGGUAUGGAGUUCAAUUUCAACAAAUACGGUCGUUCAACCAUCGAUUCCUUGGGAACUCUAUAUGACUAUGGUAGUGUGAUGCAUUAUGACUCAAAAGCCUUCAGCAGGAACGGGCGCCCGACAAUUCUACCAAAGAAACAGGGGGUCAGCCUUGGUAACCGUGAACACCUGAGCGACAUUGACAUCCAGCAGAUGAACUUGCUGUACAAAUGUUCUGGAGGUGGUGGCGGCGGUGGAGGUGGAAGUAGGCCUAAACCACCCCCUCCAACAGAUUGCCAAGACACUGGAAAAUAUUGUGGUUAUCAUGUUCCCCGAGGGGAUUGUAAGAGGAUGCAAAUUGUAAGAGAGAGGUGUAAGAAAAGCUGUGGUUUGUGCUAAAACCAACCGCAUGGGCGAGGUUGGCCAGGGAACACAUGCACUUCUCAAAGAAUUGUAAAAUGAUGAGGAAAUGAUUAACUUUAAGCUUAAAACCCGAUGUAGUCAUGAUUAGUAAAUAAAGGAGUGUCGCACAUAA
Molecule: messenger RNA, 530 nt
Organism: Orbicella faveolata
Lineage: Eukaryota; Metazoa; Cnidaria; Anthozoa; Scleractinia; Merulinidae
Product: zinc metalloproteinase nas-15-like
Biological process (GO): proteolysis
Molecular function (GO): metalloendopeptidase activity; zinc ion binding
Source: RefSeq, a predicted model, not a curated record